Molecule: messenger RNA, 816 nt
Organism: Aphanomyces invadans
Lineage: Eukaryota; Oomycota; Saprolegniomycetes; Saprolegniales; Verrucalvaceae
Exons: 1
Coding region: 14-718 (234 amino acids)
Biological process (GO): vesicle-mediated transport
Cellular component (GO): membrane
Source: RefSeq, a predicted model, not a curated record
CAAAAUUAGACCUAUGCAGAACAUGCUGGCCAAAGCGUCGUCCAUGGGGGCGCAGGCGAUGGAGAUGGCCAAGCCCAUGGCAGCUACCGCCAAGGAAAAGGCUAUGGCCACUGCAUCGAUGGUUCAGGUGAAAGCUACCGAAGCCAAAGCGGCGGCCCUUCAAGCAGUGAACAAGCCCGAGGUGAAAGAUAGUGCGUCUGUCAGCGACGCAGACAAAGCCGAUGAGUCUGUCCCAGAGUCCGAGUCGGAAGGACUUCUCAACGAUAUGCAGGACCAGUGCAACUGUUUUCCAAACUUGUCCAAGAAACAGCGCAUUCAAGCGGCGGUGGCAUGCUAUGCUGCCGGCGCCUUUUUCAGCUUCCUCGCGACUCUGUUGAUGUUUGGUGGGCCACGUCAUGUGAAGGGCUUUGCAUUCUUCUACACGAUGGGCAACAUAUGCUCAAUAUCAUCGUCGAUGUUUCUCACGGGGUUCAAGAAGCAGUUCACCGUCAUGUGCCUUCCCAUCCGACGAGUGGCGUGCUGCAUCUGGAUCACGACCAUGAUCCUGACGCUGGUGGUGGCUCUCACUAUGUCCCGGCCAGGACUGCUUGUAUUGUUGCUCGUAUUCAUCCAGUACUGCGCCAUGCUCUGGUACGGCGCCAGCUACGUCCCAUACGGUCGCGCGCUGCUAAAAAAAAUCUGCGUCAAGGCGGCGUCAUCGGCAUCCAACGCAGUUUAAACUAUUCAUCAUUUAUGCGCGUUGAUUUAGCUUUUUGCGCCAUCACAACCUCGAUCAGCUACCCAAUCCAUUCGAACGCUAUAAAUCGAGCAGUUUGG